GUGAAAUUCCGGAAUCUCUUCGUCAGGAAAGCAAGGAGAUCGUGCAAGAGUGGGCGUCCCACGUGGGGGACACCUACGAGCAGCCCGAUAACAAAGAGGGGCAAGGAUUCGCAUUCGACAAUAAGAACACAAAAGCUUGCACGAACGGUGUGCAUUUUUACUUUCACCCACAGGCGAGCAUCCGCAAAAUAAACGUCUGGAAAGCUCCGAAAGCAACAUCCGCGUACCAGUGCUUGCCUCCGACGGAAGCCAACAUGCAAAAACUAAUGGAAGAGCAGAAACGAUUAGAAGAAACGAACCAACAAGAAAAUGUCGAAGAUCAAACCAAAAAACUGGAUCAUCAUGCGGGAGUAGCAACUGCAAGUGAGGAGAUGUCUUCGAAGACACCACCUCCAAGUAGAAGUCUACUGUCGCGACUGUCUUGGUUUUUGACGUCUAGUCUGCGCCGCACAGAGGUGGAGUAUUCAUUGAAUGAUCCUCCAGAUGAGCGAAAAGAUAAAGAAUCCUCAGCUACUAGUUCAAAAUGUUGUCAUCGACUACCAGAUGACCAUAGCAGCAAUCAGGUAAAGUCUUGUGGCCAAGAAGCUGCGUGCCCUUCUGCAGAUCAUAGAGGAAGUCCCAGCCCGUUGUUAUCGAGUGUCGAAACUGAGGCAAUCAUACUCGUGGAUGCUGAGGGGAUUGGCGAUACAAAAACUGGGCAGGAUAUCGACUGGCAGUUUGAUUCCUUUGUAACAGCGAUUUCAGACACGAAGAUCUACAAUACGAAGGAGAUAAGGCUGCCCCGAGAAUUUUUCGAACGUUUGGUGGCAAUCAGCAACACGGCUCAAGCUGCACUUGGAAAGAUGAACAACCGAGCGUCGACUACAUGCAUGACAACAAAUGUAGUUGUUGGAGAUCAUGAAGAUGCCCACAACAUAAAUACCGAUAGUAGCGCCCCGUCAAUGAAGGUGGAUGACAUUGAUGUAUCGGCGGGGGAUGGUUCCAUGAUUGCUGACACGUGUGGUUCAUCGGGGACAACAGUAGUUGUCGAUACAUCAUCGGUGCUUCCAGGAGGAGCUAACGUCGGGCCACAAAGUGCUGCGGCCACGGCGACACAGGAAGGCGUCGAGAAGUGCCGCGCACCUGGCUUGCUUGAAGCUGGCGGCCAUCUUAGCUUCCUCUGCGCCUCAGCGAACUUACUCGACACUGCAGAGGAGCCUGAGGACGAGGCUUCAGGAGCAUCCAGGUUGUCAGAGUUGUCAGGAGAAGCUGCUCCGCCGUGUCUCGGAGCCUGUGCGGUUUUGACGCGAGACUCCAGAUGCGACGACCCAUCCUACUGGGGCGACUGCGCAGACCUGCAGCUGUCGCACGAUGUGAAGGCGGUUAUUAACUCGGUGCAAAG
Amoebophrya sp. A25 is the source of this 1381-nucleotide messenger RNA. NCBI's taxonomy places the organism in Eukaryota, Dinophyceae, Syndiniales, Amoebophryaceae. The record is from the annotation of a GenBank genome assembly.